GAAGAAGCCGAAGCUGCGAAGCUAAAACCCGUCGGAUUGGAUGGGCCAAGCAAGGCAAAGGCAAACGCAAACAAACAAACUUUUAUUGCUUCUUCGCACUCCAAUAAUCACUCUUUCGUAAUCGUGUCGUGCCUUGCUUCGCGUCCUUUCGUCCACAUGUGUCUGUCUCCCUUUGGCCAUCAUAGUUUGGCGACAGAUUCCCUGAACGAUGGCACCGUCAACUUACAAAGACAAGCCCAGCGGGGCUCUGAUAUCAUUCAACGCGAGAUGGAUUUCCCACACCCAUACCAUCGUAGCAUACACUGCCUUUCUUAGCGCGCUUAUCGUUGGUUGUUCGCUGCAUUAUCACAAGAUCGUCAAGAAUGAGUUCUAUGGCUACCCACAAGAGUGGUUCCCCUCGGUUUCCGCAACCAUUGGCGAUCGAUACCCCGAGCGAUCCUUCUUCCAGCUGUUUAUUGCGAUAACAUCUGGUGCUCGAUUCGCUUUGGUCGGAUUAUGGUAUCUCCUCACUGCAAAGUCCGGCGCGGCAUUGCCCAAGUUCGUAGCUGCCAUGGGACUGCUCCGCACAUUCACGUGUGGCGGCUGGACUUAUGUUACCUCGACCGAUGACCACGACUGGCACGACAUUUUUAUGAUCUCCUACCUCGUUCUCACGAUACCCUGGACUACCGGCUGCAUCGCACUGAGUCCCCCGAACGCAAAGGCGAUCAAGUACAGAAAGGUUCUUGCCGCUGCCUUCUUUGGCACUCUCGUUCCUCUGAUCUAUUUCUUCAUACAACACAAGGUGCACCGUGUGGCUGGUGCCUACACAAUUUACGCUUUCUUCGAAUGGUCGCUCAUACUCCUCGAUGUCGCAUUCGACGCUGUUACUGCUCUGGACUUCUCCACCUUUGAAAUCGUGGUGAGAGACGUUGGUGGAUUUAGCCAGGGAGAGAAGUCCCGUGUCCCGACAACGAGCAGAGCCCUGCAGAAGCAGAAGUCCAGAGCGACAGGCGGUGUCUUUAAUGCAAAGCUUUCGUGGAGAGAGGUGUUCGACACUGGUGCUGAGGUCUACCAUGGCUUCGUCUUCUGGUCCAUGCUUACCAGUCUGGGCGUUGUGAUCUGGUAUUUUCCACUUUGGCACAUGGGAAUCUCAGGGUACGAGGUACUUGUCAUGUCAACAGUCUCUCCAAUACUUUUAGGCAUCAAGCCGCUACGAUCGUUGGUCGUCAAUAACCUACGAAUCUGUCACCUGUUAUCCUUGUCUGGGCUUCUUGCUUGGCUCAUCACAGACCCCGUCUAUCGACUUUUCACCGUGGGAUUUGGUGUGUGGAUGUCUUGUUUGUCAUGGGCUGCCACUCUAUAUUCCGAUAACGUCCACGAGGCCCGUCUUGAGUCCAAGAUCCUUGCUUGGACUGUAGGUUUGGUUUUAUCUGCAACGGCCAAGUACGCAUGGUGGACAAACAAUCCAAUCUGGCCAAUCAUGCAUGCCGAAAAUGGAGGAAAGAAUGAGAUCGGACUUGUCUUGGCUAUCAUGGCAGCUUGGACAUUCACUCGCAGAUCGCCUCUGAACACUGGAAUUGCCAAAGAAGACCAGUCUGUCGGUGGAUCCGCUUUGCUUUCUGCGUUUGGCGUUGGUGGCCUAUUCUUCGGCCUACAUUCCUUGCUUUCAGACACAAGUACCAUGAUCCUCUGGGUCUGGGAAGGUUAUCCAGUCAGGGGCCCUCAAUCUGCAGAGCAUGGUUGGCUCACUGUCGCUGCCAUGACUACCGGUCUCCUUACUGGUGUUGCUCGACCUGAACUUGUCAGCACGUGGUCCGCUUUUGGCAUUGGUAGUGUAGGAGCUGCGGUCCUCACGACAAGGCAUAACUGGGUCGGCUAUACCGGCGCGCUCACAACAGCCUUCUAUUUGAUGGCCAUAGCGCCCCCGAUUCUGACGCAAGCUUCUAAGAAAAGCCCAGCCACCACUUUCGGACUUGGCUUCCUCAUCUACAAUUUUGUAGUUCUCUUCCACGUUUGGGUUGUUGCCUACGCUUUUGUUCCAGGCGGCCCUUACGUCCGCGAACACACGGACUGGAUCAUGAUCACCAUGAUGGUCCUCCUCGGUGCUGGUGUCUGGAACCUGACCUCUACCAACGCACGACGCCAACAGAGCAAGACGCCAGCGCGUGCGCAGUCGCAGCACCGAAAGUAUCACACAUGGGCUCUUGCAUUGACUAACAUAUUAUUCCUUGUAUCAGCUUAUCAUCGCUUCCCUGUUUAUGCCGAAUACAAACCUUAUCAUGAAGACUCGCGAGUUCUCACAGCCGGUAUCUGGACAAUUCACUUCUCCCUUGAUAAUGAUAUGUGGUCAUCUGAAUACCGGAUGCGUGAUCUGAUUAAGGAGCUUGAAAUUGAUGUCAUUGGCCUUCUCGAAUCAGACCUCCAGCGUAUCAUCAUGGGCAAUCGUGACACCACACAAUUUCUCGCCGAGGACCUUGGCAUGUACGUUGACUAUGGCCCAGGGCCCAACAAACACACUUGGGGUGCGGCACUUUUGUCGAAAUUUCCCAUCGUCAACUCGACACAUCAUCUUCUCCCGUCGCCUGUUGGAGAGUUGGCCCCGGUCAUCCAUGCCACGCUUGACUGUUAUGGCGAGUUGGUGGACGUGUUUGUCUUCCACUCCGGACAGGAAGAGGAUCCCGAGGACAGAAGGUUGCAGAGCGAGUACCUCUCCAAGCUCAUGGGUUCGUCGCCACGUCCAAGUAUCCUGCUUAGCUACCUGGUCACGAACCCUCUGGAGGGCAAUUACAACACGUACGUUUCUGAAAUAUCAGGAAUGCACGACGUCGACCCGUCUGACUGGGACCGGUGGUGCGAGUAUAUUCUCUACAAGCAUCUUAACCGUGUCUCAUACGCAAGAGUCAGCCGCAGCACGAUCACAGACACCGAAUUGCAGGUAGCCAAGUUCGUGAUACCGAAGAGCGAUGGCGAGAAGGCGCUUGUCGCGUCUAUGGAGGCAAACCCAGCGCUCCGCGACCGAAGAGUGAUCGAGAACGCAGUGCCAGAAGGCUGGAGAUUCCCAGAUCUCUUCAGAGGGGAGGGCGUCAGGGGUCACAGAUAUCAUGUCUUUGAUGCACCAAGAUACUAUAAACCUGAAUAAGGUAUACGAUACCCAGUAGGAAAUAAGGAAGGAUAAUGGUGGUAAUGGAAUGAUAGGACGAAGAAGUAACGAUCGCAUGGUAACGACAUGAAGAGAACGGGAAGGACGGACAUGGGUAGGGUUAGGGAUAGCGCCGGUCCUCUUCUGAUCACUAAUAGUCAACGAUUAUACCAAUACGUUUAGGUUGUGUAUGGCCUGGUCCGACUUAGGAAGGAUUUGGUUUCCUGUUUUGGCUGCGCGACCACAUAGACUAGAUCAGGCCGAUUUAAAUCUAACGUGGGAAGAUUCUUAUUCGAGAUUACUUAAGCACAACGUUAACGGCCGACUUGCCGCUGGACUUGCCGUGACUCCGCAAUUUCGGUGUUG
Truncatella angustata is the source of this 3487-nucleotide messenger RNA. RefSeq names its product Frag1/DRAM/Sfk1 family-domain-containing protein. The coding region runs from base 209 to 3121 and encodes 970 amino acids. Gene Ontology annotation, biological process: GPI anchor biosynthetic process; fungal-type cell wall organization. The transcript is spliced from 5 exons. Gene Ontology annotation, cellular component: endoplasmic reticulum. Lineage: Eukaryota; Fungi; Ascomycota; Sordariomycetes; Amphisphaeriales; Sporocadaceae. The record is from RefSeq and is a predicted model, not a curated record.